AUGAGCAUCAUUGGCCCCGUGGAGGCCAUGCAGCGGCACCCCGUGAUGGUGUACGUGCACGGAGAGUCCUUCGAGUGGAACUCCGGCAACCCUUACGACGGCAGCGUCCUCGCCAGCUACGCCGACCUUGUCGUCGUCACGCUCAACUACCGCCUCGGCAUCCUGGGGUUCCUGAACGCGAACCUGGCGCCGCACCUAAAGGCGCGGGUGGCGAACUACGGCCUGAUGGACCAGAUCGCGGCGCUGCACUGGGUGCAGCAGAACAUCGCGCACUUUGGCGGCGACCCCUCCAACGUGACGCUGUUUGGCCACGGGACCGGAGCCGCCUGCAUCAACUUCCUCAUGACGUCGCCCACCGUAAUGCCAGGGCUAUUCCACCGGGCGGUGCUGCUGUCCGGGUCUGCGCUCAGUAGCUGGGCGCUCGUCGAGGACCCGGUCAGCUUCGCCGUGCGCCUGGCGCGUCAGACCAACUGCUCCGUGCCCGCCGACCUCUUCCGCGACCACGAGAGGGUCGUAGACUGCCUCAGGGAGGUGCCGCUGGAGGAACUGCUGCGCGCGGACGUGUCGCCGCCGGCCUACCUGAGCGCCUUCGGGCCCAGCGUCGACGGCGUCGUCAUUCGGUCCGACUUGCCCCGCGAGCUGCUGUCGCGGUUCGGGCCUGGAGACCCGAUGGCCCCCGGCGGGCCCGGCGGAGGGAACGUCAAGCGCAGUGGAGACGCCACGCUGGCCGCGAUGGGCAGUAGUUGGAGCGGAGCCACGAGGUACGACGUGCUGUUCGGCGUGGUGACGAGCGAGGCGCUGUGGAGGUUCUCCGCCGCCGACGUGACGGCGGGCUUCGAGGGCGAGCGCCGCGACAAGAUCCUGCGGACGUACGUGCGCAACGCGUACACGUACCACCUGUCGGAGAUCCUGGUGACGGUGGUGAACGAGUACACCGACUGGGAGCGCACCGUGCAGCACCCCAUCAACACGCGCGACGCCACCGUCGCGGCGCUGAGCGACGCGCAGUUCGUGGCGCCGCUCGUGCAGGCGGGAGACCUCAUCAGCUAUCGCAGCGUCGCCUCGCCCGGCCAGGCGGGCCAGAACAAGGCCUUCUUCUACGUCUUCGACUACCAGACCAAGGAUGGCGACUACCCGCAGAGGAUGGGCACGGUACACGGGGAGGAGCUGCCGUACAUUUUUGGGGCGCCGCUCGUCGACGGCUUCAACCACUUCCCGCGCAACUACACCAAGUCUGAGGUGGGCCUGUCGGAGGCCGUCAUCGUCUACCUCAGCAAUUUCGCCAGGACCGGGAAUCCGAACGAGCAUCAGAAGCAGGAGCCGGUUUUGGCGGGCUCCAAAGAGCGGAAUCGUUUCCGAAGCAUCGUCUGGGACGAGUACGACGCCGUGCAUCAGAAGUACCUGGAAAUCAGUAUGAAACCGCGCAUGAAGAACCACUUCCGCGCGCACCAGCUGUCGGUGUGGCUGCGUCUGAUCCCGGAGCUGCACCGCGCGGGCAUGGAGGACGUGGUGGCGCGCCACAACCUGUUCCGCAACCACAACGACGUCGACCUGUACGACGGACCCGUGCGCCCGGACCCUCUCAGUAGCAUUAUGAAGGCGGUCUUUCUCACGGGAAUGGUACCGAAUCUAACAUCUCUCAGAGGUACCUCACAACGCAUUUCGUCAUCUAUAUACAUCUUGCAUCUCCACUGUUCUGGGAACAGCUUCUUGGAGCCUAAUAUGAUGGCUAACUUGCAGGUGUCUGUCACGACGAUGGACACACUGAUGACGACGUGCGUGACAGUGGUGGGAGGCGGUGGUGGCGGCAGCUACCAGCAGCAGCAGCAAGCGACGCACCACCUGCAGCAGGGCAACUCGACCGGAGACACGCUGGCCAGCUUGGAAGCGGCCGGUUACGCCGCCUACUCGACCGCGCUCAGCGUCACCAUCGCCAUCGGCUGCUCGCUGCUCAUCCUCAACGUGCUCAUCUUCGCCGGCGUCUACUACCAGCGCGACAAGACGCGCCUGGAGGUGAAGUCGCUGCAGCAGCAGCAGCAACAGCAGCAGCAACAACAGCAGGCGCAGUCGCCGGGUGGCCAGCUGGGGCGCGUGCCGUCGGCGGGCAGCUUCGACACGUUGUCGGGGAAGCACCGCGCGCAGGGCCACUACCACGUCGGUCACUCGGGCAGCUCGAGCGUCGUGGUGGACGUGGAGCAGGACACGGCCGCCAUGAUGCUGGCGCAGAGCAUGCCGCUGGCCACGUCGCCGUCCCACCACACGCUCACCAAGCAGCACCUGUCGGCGCCCGCGCCCAACGUGCUGCCCAACUUGCUCAAGGCGCCGCCGCCCUCGCCCAACGGCGGCCAACAUAUCACGCAGAUGGGCAAUAACGUGGCGCCGCUGCCCACCGGCGAGUCGGUGUCGUCGGCGUCGCCGCCCAACGGGUCUGCGACGAUGCACCUGUCGGUGCCGCGGCCGCCGCCGCCCCCGCGCAGCAAGAGUCCGCCCGAGGCGCAGCCGCUGCUGGCGGCGCCGCACCACCACCCGCACCAGCACCACCCGCACCAGCACCACCCGCACCACCACCCG
Schistocerca americana (American grasshopper) is the source of this 2571-nucleotide messenger RNA. RefSeq names its product neuroligin-2-like. Gene Ontology annotation, molecular function: signaling receptor activity; neurexin family protein binding. Lineage: Eukaryota; Metazoa; Arthropoda; Insecta; Orthoptera; Acrididae. The annotation marks the transcript as partial. Gene Ontology annotation, cellular component: synapse; postsynaptic membrane; cell surface. Gene Ontology annotation, biological process: synaptic vesicle endocytosis; neuron cell-cell adhesion; chemical synaptic transmission. The transcript is spliced from 12 exons. The record is from RefSeq and is a predicted model, not a curated record.